Molecule: messenger RNA, 1190 nt
Organism: Arachis duranensis
Lineage: Eukaryota; Viridiplantae; Streptophyta; Magnoliopsida; Fabales; Fabaceae
Exons: 4
Coding region: 696-1190 (164 amino acids)
Source: RefSeq, a predicted model, not a curated record
AACCUGCUUCCCUUCCUCCUUCUAUUCACACUAACGCAACACAAUCAGAAGCAGCAGCAACGCUGUAAUGAAAAAGAAGAGAAGCUGAAAGGGGGAUUUGAGAGACGAAGGGUUCAGAGGGGAGGGAGACGCCGUCCUCCUUGUCGCCGGAACCGCGAGGAGCUUCGUCGCCAUAACCGUGCCGUCGCCCCUGCCCAAUCAUGGCUCUAUCAACCACCACCUCAUUCCGUCGCCUGAGGAGAAUCGCAACGGCGAGAGGGAGAGCUCGUGCGCGAAGGGAGCGCGCAGGGGAGAGGAAGAAGGCGCUGUUUGGCCACGCACCUCGCCGUCAAUGGAAAUCUGGGAGUCACCAUCAAUCGUCAUUAAGCCGCGCCAAACCCAGGACUGCGGACGUGAGGGAUGCGAUGCAGGAGCCCGACGCGAGAAAGAGGGAGCGCGCGUGCUCGCGCGAGGGGAAGGCGGCGCUGCUGUCACUGCCGUUGCUGAGCUGCCAUCGCCGUUCCUCCAGAACCGCCACCGCUGGGUCGCUGUGAAGAGGGGUCCGCUGCUGCGACGCUGCUGCUACUGUGGCUGUCGCGGUGUUCAUCGCGUCCCUGGUCAUCGCCAGCUGUUCUGAUGCUGUCAAGGGGUUCAGGCCGCCGCCGGUGUCACUGCCGGAGAAGUGAGUUGCAUCUCUGUGAUUCUGACCGCUGGAGAUGGUUCUGGGACUUCCAGGACCGCCGCUGGAGCUUUUGGCUACUUCAGUCGUCGCCAAAAAACCCUGCCGUCGUCAUGAUUGGAAUUCGUUGCCACUACCGCUUGAAGUGGCUGCCGGGCUGCCGCCGAGCCGGUUUAGAGACCGCCACGGUGUCGGUUCAACCGUUCCUCCUUCGGUUCGUUAUUAUAUGUUGCGAGUAGUGUUGCUAUGGUUAUUGCGAAAGUGGCUGGGAGCUGAGGUUUUGGUUGCCUGUGAUUUCAAGUUGAGGCGGAAAGGACUCUGUGAGACGUUGGAUUAUGGAAUUUGCAUUUUGAGGAUAUGGGCGCAGAAGUCACGAAGAGUUCAUUUAUAUAUUGUCGUGAUGCUCUGUAUUGUUUUAGUUAUGGAUUAUUGUACCCUCGCCUUUAUCUUGUUAUUUUUUGUAAGAGGGAUAGGAAUUGUAUUGAGUAAUGCAAAGUAUUUAUGGGAGCGGUUUCGCGGUUUAAAAUUUUAA